Molecule: messenger RNA, 663 nt
Organism: Oncorhynchus gorbuscha (pink salmon)
Lineage: Eukaryota; Metazoa; Chordata; Actinopteri; Salmoniformes; Salmonidae
Product: CD209 antigen-like protein E
Exons: 5
Coding region: 1-663 (220 amino acids)
Source: RefSeq, a predicted model, not a curated record
AUGGCCGACUACAUCAACAAACAGGUGAUUGAAUUAAACAAAGUUACAGAAGAAAACCGGAACAGAUUAACGAGGAGCGUGAAGACUGAGACUCAUCUCUCAGAUGGAAGACUAAGACUCUACAGGCUGGCUGCUGGGUGUUUAGGAGUGCUGUGUGUUCUACAAGUCACUCUCAACAUCUCCCUGAGACUGGCUUUCGGUGAGUGUACUGGAAGAGGGGUGGAAGGGAGAUACAUGGCAGUUCCAACGAGGUGGUCUAUGUUGAGGUGUCCUAAAGGAUGGAGGAUGUUGGGAUCCAGCUGCUACUUCCUUUCUACUGGGAUGAAAACCUGGCAGGAGAGCAGACUGGACUGUUUUGAGAGAGGAGCAGACCUGGUGAUCAUAAACAGUGAAGAGGAAAAGAAGUUGUUGUACCAGCUGGAUGGUGAUGCAGAUCUCCUGGUCUGGAUUGGUCUGACUGACUCCGUUAAUGAGGGGACCUGGAAAUGGGUGGACGGCACACCACUGACCACAUCGUACUGGAAGAGUGGUAAGCCGGACUAUGGUGGUACCAACAACAAGGAUUGUGUCGAGGUCUACCAUCGGGACAACGUUUUGGCCAACUGGAACGAUGCACCAUGCAACCGCAUGCUGCACUGGAUCUGUGAGAAAUUACAGGAAUAG